Messenger RNA from Mirounga angustirostris (Northern elephant seal), 7413 nucleotides. RefSeq names its product serum amyloid A like 1 (gene SAAL1). The record is from RefSeq and is a predicted model, not a curated record. Bases 52 to 1467 code for a protein of 471 amino acids. NCBI's taxonomy places the organism in Eukaryota, Metazoa, Chordata, Mammalia, Carnivora, Phocidae. Gene Ontology annotation, cellular component: nucleoplasm. The transcript has 12 exons. Gene Ontology annotation, biological process: positive regulation of synoviocyte proliferation.
CUCCUCCGGCGGCUUCCGGCGCGGCUUCUAUGAGCGGGUGGCGACGAAGUCAUGGACCGCAACCCUUCGCCGCCGCUGCCGAGUCGGGACCAGGACGAGGAGGAGGGCGCCGGGGGUGACUGCAUAGGAAGCACGGUCUACAGCAAACACUGGCUCUUCGGCGUCCUCAGCGGGCUCAUCCAGAUUGUUAGCCCUGAAAAUACCAAAUCCAGCUCAGAUGAUGAGCAGCAGAUGGAGCUUGAUGAAGAAAUGGAGAAUGAAAUUUGCAGAGUAUGGGAUAUGUCAAUGGACGAGGAUGUGGCUCUAUUUCUCCAAGAAUUCAAUGCUCCUGACAUAUUUAUGGGAGUAUUGGCCAAAUCCAAAUGUCCUCGGUUAAGAGAAAUCUGUGUGGGAAUUUUAGGUAAUAUGGCCUGUUUCCAGGAGAUAUGUGUGUCCAUCAGCAGUGAUAAAAAUCUUGGACAGGUGUUAUUGCACUGUUUGUAUGAUUCAGACCCUCCUACUCUUCUGGAAACAAGCCGGUUGUUGCUUACUUGUCUUUCCCAGACAGAAGUAGCCAGUGUCUGGGUUGAAAGAAUCUGGGAAUAUCCAGCUAUUUAUGAUAGCAUUUGUUUCAUUAUGUCAAGUUCAACAAAUGUUGACUUGCUGGUCAAGGUGGGGGAGGUUGUGGACAAGCUUUUUGAUUUGGAUGAGAAGCUAAUGUUGGAAUGGAUUAGAAAUGGGGCUGUUCAGCCUCUGGACCCACCCCAGGAAGAUUCUGAAGAGCAGCCAGUGUUUAAGAUUGUGCCCUGUGUACUUGAAGCUUCAAAACAAGUACGUUCUGAAAAUCCAGAAGGGCUUGAUGUUUACAUGCAUAUCUUACAGCUGCUUACCACAGUGGACGAUGGAAUUCAAGCAAUUGUACAGUGUCCUGAUACUGGAAAAGACACUUGGAAUUUACUUUUUGACCUGGUCUGCCAUGAAUUUUGCCAGUCUGAUGAUCCACCCAUCAUACUUCAAGAACAGAAAACAGUGCUGGCUUCUGUUUAUUCAGUGUUGUCUGCCAUCUAUGCAUCACAGACUGAACAGGAGUAUCUAAAGAUAGAAGAAGAUCUUCCUCUAAUUGACAGCCUGAUUCGUGUCUUACAAAACAUGGAACAUUGUCAGAAGAAACCAGAGAACUCGGCAGAUUCUAACAUGGAAGAAACGAAAAAGUCUGACUUAACCCAAGAUGAUUUCCACUUGAAAAUCUUAAAGGAUAUUUCAUGUGAAUUUCUUUCUAAUAUUUUUCAGGUUUUAACAAAGGAGACUGUGGCUCAGGGACUAAAGGAGGGCCAGUUAAGCAAACAGAAGUGUUCCUGUGCAUUUCAAAACCUUCUUCCUUUUUAUAGUCCGGUGAUAGAAGACUUUCUCAAAAUUCUACGUGAAGUUGAUAAAACUCUUGCUGAUGACCUGGAGGAAAACUUCCCAAGUUUGAAGGCUCAGACUUAAAACACUGAAUUGGAGUUUCCUCUGCCCAAUAAAUGAACUUUACUUUCUGCACUGACAGUUGAAAUUGACAUAUAGGAGAUGUUAGGUAAAGCUUAUUGGACCCUCAUUGUCUGGCAUUACACCCAUAUAUACCUUCUCCUUGCCCCAGUCUUCUCUCACUUUCAUUUGGCAUUGGAAUCUGGAGUUUCCUCUGCUGUCAAAUCCACCCCUCCGACACACACACUUUUUUUUGUAUGGUUUUGUGUUAGUUGUCCUCUUUAGGUAAAGAAAACAAAAAUACAAGCUUAUUAUUGAAGUUCUUUCUAGGUUGAGGACUUGGUAAGGAUUUUCUUCAUACCUCUUAAUUUGAUUUUUACAUGAGAAUUUUGUAUUUGUCUCUACUGCAAGUACAUUCAGCUGCACUAGUAGAAAAUCCUACUCCAGGAGCUUAAUCCGAUAGCUUUUAUGUAUCUAAUGCAAUAAGAAAUCCAGGGGUGGGCAGUCUAGACCUGAUUUGUUGACUCAGGGUUCCUGAUUCCUUUUACCUCUCCAUGUGGUCUGCGUGUAGACCUUUGGGUUCAUGUUUAUUGUCUUGUGGUUAAGGGGGCUAUAACAUCUCUGGACCUUCCAUCCCCAUUCAGACAGGAAAAAGGAGAAAGAGGUAAAGGGGCUUUGUCCUUGGAAGUCUUUUACCUUCAUAUUUGUAAAGGACAGCCCUCAUUGCCCAGACCUGUGCUGAUGGCCAUCUCUAACUGCAGCUAUUUGAAAUCAAGUCUUUUUUUUUUUCUUUCUAGGGUCUAUAAGAGAGAAAGGCACAAAGAGAAGGGAGUUGUGAAAGGCUUUUUGUUAGUCAAUCUGUUUGCUACAGUAUGAAAGCACAUCUUGGCCUUUUGUGAUUAUUGUGUCGAUUGUAUGCCAGAUUGUCAGUAACAUCUCAAAAGCAGUUUUUAGUUUAGCUUUGUUACAGUUUAAUUUUUUUUCCACCAUUGUAAGUAUGAAGAUAUGAAGAUAGAAAUGUAACAUUUUGAUGAAAGCACAUUAGCAAAUUCUCUGUUUUCAGCAUAAUUCCAGUGGUUGAACUUCAGAAAAUGAUUUGCUUGAGUGAAUUCAGAUUUUUUAAAAUUAAGAUGGAGGGAGUUUAAGAACUUCAGACUCUAUGCAAACUGCUAUAUGUGAUUUCCCUCACAUACACUUUUAUCCUUCUGUAUAGUGCUUCAGAAUAAGAUCUGUGCAGAGAGUCAGCCAGGUAUUCUUAGGGAAGCAGUUUGCAUUAUUUAAUUACUAAAAGUAGAGUUUUUAACAGAUUUUAAGAAAAUAGCAGUUAUGAAUAACAAAGCUAGCUUUUUACCAGUCUUCAAGUAGUCUUCUGGAUUAUUUAUGCUGAUGUGACUGUUAAUCUACUUUUAUUUGUGGAAUGAAGUGAGCUUCGGAUCCUCUUACUCUGCUAUCUUUCCAGCCUCCUCUUUGCUUAAAAAGCAAAGCCAGCUUCUUUUUUUUUUUUUUAAAGAUUUUUUAUUUAUUUAUUUGACAGAGAAAGACACAGCGAGAGAGGGAAUACAAGCAGGGUGAAUGGGAGAGGGAGAGGCAGGCUUCCCGCGGAACAGGGAGCCCGAUGCGGGACUCGAUCCCAGGAUCCCGGGAUCAUGACCUGAGCCGAAGGCAGACGGCAAAGCCAGCUUCUUAAACCCCUCUUCUGGUAUACAGCCCCUUCUCAAUUUGUUGCAGAAUGUUUCUAGCUAUAAAGCAUUGGUCUUGUCUCACAUUCUGUAUUUUUUCCUUAAGUGACUUUUGCUGAUACAACACAGGAUGUAGCAUUACUGAGAAGAGAUAUACAAUUUCCAGUUUGGAGGUAGUUUUAUUGUUGAAAAUAUUCCUGAAUUGAACUAUAAAGUUAAAAUCUUACUGUUAACUCUGAUUAGUAGGUUUACGCUGUAUGUUUUCAUGUCUUCCAUGCUGACUGUAUCCUAGGCUGAAUGUGACUGUAUUUAACAUGAGAUCUCAAAGGCACUGAUAAAGUCACUUCUGCCUGUGUAAGCAAACUAAUGUGAGUUCGCUCCUUGGUGAAUUACAGAUAGAGACUACACCAGGUGGAGCUGUCACACAAAGUAAUCUUUCUUUGCAGCAGAUAAGGAGAUCAUGGAGAAUAACUUCCAAAGCUGUGAUCCCUGAGCAGGGGUAAGGGAGCUCUUUUUAUUUAGGAUUUGAGAGAAUAUUCAAAAGGAGACCUUUAUCAUUGCAAGCACAGGCGGGUAUAAGGUAACACAUACAUACUUAGAAAUUAUGCGUAUACAUGCAUCGUGUGUUACGUGAGGAAGCUGUGGUCCUUCUGGAGCAGAGAUCUUAACAGUAUGAUGAGGCGGAGGUGACUGCUGGACACUUUAUGGCCCAUCUGCACAGGUGUCGGCCUGGUGGUUGAGCCCAAACUGGCUGGCCGGAGCUCAUCCCUCUUCUGUUGUUAGUUUCUAAAAGAUAAAGCUACCAGUUCCUGUAGGGUGAGCUCAGUGGAUCCGCCAGUGACACCUGCUAGCCAGUGCUAAGAAUUCCAUUUUAUCUCUUGAAGUCUAGGGUGAAAGGUACAAAUAACCCUGUAAGAGUAAUACUCCCGAGUUAUUAGUCAUGUCUACUUCAGUGCAUAUGAGUUUCACAUUUUGUUUUAGAAGGAGCACAUUUUAAAAGGGAAGCCAAAGGCCCCUGGGUGUCUGAGGGAAAGAGUGCUACUCAAAGUGGGUAAGUCACCAAGGGAGAAAAAGGAUAUACCUGGGAAGGCUAGGGAUGUCCAGGUUAUUUUCUGUUUCCCAUUUCUGCCUUGGACCUGCCCUGUUGCUUGUUACUAAUUGCUCUUGUAACAUCAUGAGGUAGUGUAUAUUUUCAUAUUUUGAUAUGUUUGAAAACUUCCUAGAUCUAUAAAUUAUAAUAGUUUUUUAAAGAAAUAAGAUAUGAGCAAUGCUAAAUCUUUUUUAAUGCUAUACAGUCUGAUGAAACACCCCCAAAUUUUAGGGCUUGCAUCAAUUACAGUGAUAUUUUGGAAUGGUGCUUUCUCCAGGAGCCUAAAUAUGAAAUUUGGAAUUAUAUGUACAAAUGAAAUUCAAACUUUUCCUCUCCUUUGUUUCAGAGGAGGGGAAACGUACAAAAUGAAUUUGGGUUAACAUUUGUUAAAUGUGUUGUUCUAUUUCUAAUUAAAUUUGAGUUUGAUUUUUGAAGUAUCUAAACCACUUAAGACCGAACACAUAAGACAUAUUCUCCUUCUAACCCUCCCCCUGUGGUCUGCAUGGAGGUACAGAUAGAAGAAGUCAUGCCACCUGUAGCAGAUUUGAUCAUUGUUCUCAAGUCUUCACCUCUGUGUACCCAUUCUCAUGCCAUGGCUUCUCAGUGGGUAGAGUAUACUUCUCUAUUCCUUGACUUUGAGCUUGGCCAAGUCACUUUGCUUUGGCCAAUAGAAUGUUGUUUUUCUUUUUUCACUUGUUUAAAUAUAUAUUUAAUUACAGAUUAAAUAUAUAAUUAUUUAUGCUAAAUAAUACUUAAGAAAAGGAAGAGGAUUGAUAUACGUCUCUAUAUCUAUAUAUCUACAGAUAUAUAUGUAGAUACAGAAAAAAACCCGACCCCAAACAUAAGUCAGUUAAAAGCAAUUUGAAUUUUUCAUUCUUCACUCAUUUUGGUUAAUGAAGGUUUUACUUUAAUGUACAUGAGUGUGCAUGUGUGUGUGUGUGUGUGUCUGUGUCUGUGAUGUUUCGAUAUAGUACUCUGUUAAGGGUCUACACCUAUGCUGUUACCAAGUGCAGUAUCUUCUAGACACAUGGCUACUGAACAUUUGAAAUGUGACUAGUCCAAAUUGAGAUAAAUGUAAAAUACAUAUUGGACUUUAGGAAAAGUAAUAAGAAAAAAUUAAUAUAAUAUUUUUCAUCAAUGUUUUAUAUGGAUUACAUGUUAGAUGAUAAUAUUUUGGAUAUAUUCAGUUAAAUACAUUAUUAAAUUUAAUUAGAUCUUUUCUUUCUACCUUUUUUUUUUUAAAUAUUGUUGUUGUUUUUUUAAUUUUUUUAUUCUUAUAUUAUCCCCAUACAUUGCAUCAUUAGUUUUUGAUGUUAGUGUCCCAUGAUUCAUUGUUUGUGCAUAACACCCAGUGCUCCAUGCAGAACGUGCCCUCCUCAAUACCAUUCACCUGGCUAACCCAUCCUCCCACCCCCCUCCCCUCUAGAACCCUCAGUUUGUUUUUCAGAGUCCAUCGUCUCUCAUAGUUCAUCUACCCCUCUGAUUUCCCCCCUUCAUUCUUCCCCUCCUGCUACCUUCUUCUUCUUCUUCUUUUUUUUUUUCUUAACAUAUAUUGCAUUAUUUGUUUCAGAGGUACAGAUCUGAGAUUCAACAGUCUUGCACAAUUCACAGCGCUUACCAGAGCACAUACCCUCCCCAGUGUCUAUCUCUUUCUACCUUUUUAAAAUGUGACUGCUAGAAAAUUUAAAUUAAAGGGAUUUAAACUUUUUUUAAAAUUUUUUUUAAGUUUUUUUCUGAAUUACUUGUUUUUGCUUUUUUAUUUGCUGACAGAUUUUUUUUAUUAGCACUAGUAAUAUAUGAACACCCUUUUAAUAUUUUAAAAUCCUAACAAUACAGGAAAGACCAAAGUCCUUUUUCUCUACCCUCUCUAAAAUUCCUAGCCCCUCUUUAUGUAUUUACAUAAUGGCCAAUAGAAUGUUAAUGGAGCUGAUGUAAGCAGAGUACUUGAAUGUACCAUUCUUUCUUAAGGCUUAAUAAUAUUCCUUUGUAUGUAUAUACCUCCUUUUCUUCAUCUGUUUGUCGGUGGACAUUUAGGUUUGACCCCUGUCUUGGCUUUGUGAAUAAUGCUUCCAUGAACAUGGGAGUGCAGUCUCUUUGAGAUCCUGAUUUCAGUUCCUUUGGAUAUAUACUCAGAAGUAAGACUGGAUCAAUGGUAGUUUUAUUUUUAUUUUUAUCUUUUUUUAAGAUUUAUUUAUUUUAGAGAGCGUGCACACUAGUGGGAGGGGCAGAGGGAAAGGGAAAGAGAAUCCUGAUGCAAGGUUCAAUCUCACGACCCUGAGAUCACUAUCAGCCUAAACCCAAGCGUUGGACGCUUAACUGUGCCACCCAGGCACCCCUAUUUUUUUUUUUUUUUUGGAGAAACUCUGUAAUAUUUCCAUAGUGGCUGCACCAGUUUACAUUCACAGUAACUGUACACAAGUGUUUCCUUUUCUACAUAUCUUCAUCAAUACUUGUUAUCUUUGUUUUAAUAAUAGCCAUCCUAUAACUGGUAUGAAGUGAAGUGAUACCUCAUUUUGGUUUUGAUUUGCAUUUCCCUGGCGAUUAGUGAUGUUGAGCACCUUUUUAUAUACCCGUGGGCAUUUGUAUGUCUUUGGAGAAAUGUCUAUUCAGUUCCUUGCCUAAAUUUUUAUUCAAGUUAUUUGGGUUUUUUGCUAUUGAGUUGAAGUUCCCUAUAUAUUUGGAUAUUAACUCUUUACCAGAUACAUGGUUUGGAAAUAUUUUCUUACAUCCCGUAGGUUGCCUUUUCGUGUUGUUGUUUCCUUUGUUAUGCAGAAGCUUUUAGUUUGCUGUAGUCCCACUUACCUAGUUUUGCUUCUGUUGCCUGUGUUCUUGGUGUCUUUUCAAGAAGUGAUCUUUAAGACCAAUGUCAAGAGGCUUUUCCCCUGUUUUCUUUGUGGAGUUUUACCAUUUCGGGUCUUAUGUUUACAUUUUUAUCCAUUUUGAGUUAAUUUUUAUGUAUAGUGUAAGAUAAAGGUCCAAUUUCCUGCCUUUUUGUGAUCCGGUUUUCCCCAACACAAUUUAUUGAAGAGACUGUCCUUUCCCCAUGGUGUAUUCUUGGCAUCACUGUUGACAUCAGUUGACUGUGUAUGUGUGGGUAUAUUUCUGGGCUCUCUGUUCGGUUCCAUUGGUCUAUGUGUCUGUUUUAAAACAAUUCCAUUUUUAAUAGCAUCAAAAAAAUAAAACAUUUAGGAAUAAGCUUAA